UUUAGUGCUUAAAGUGACACUUUCAAAUGAGUUUUCGUAUGAGCUGAAAUACUUGUUCCAUUACGUCUACUGUUUCUACUCCCAGUACGUGCUCUACAAGGUUAUCCUGUAACUAUACUUGGCGCUUGCAGUAGACGCACUGACAGGGUCUGUUUAGAGUCCCGAUCGCAUGGCGCAUAUUUGUCAGCUAAUUCUUGAAGUUGUUACAAAAAUAUGUUCCCCACAUUUCUUGCUUGAAUAUUUUUAGUUUUAGAAUACAUUUUCCAUAAGUAAAUAUUUGCCACCUUUUUCAAGUAAAAAACAAUUUAGUCGUCGAUUUUAAGCAUCAAAAAUAUAUUUUAAAGUUUUAAGCUGUUCUUAACAUUCUUUUAAAACCUUUUUCAUACUUUUACUUAUUUCCAUCGUUUGGGCCAUCUUGGAUUCCUUUUUUUUCACGUUCUGUACAUAGUUGUGAAUAUCUUAUAUAUUUCUAGCUCAUUUACUAUCUCCACUAGCUCCCUAUAUCUCUGCCACCUGUUAUGAGAAGAACCAGUCUGCUCAGAAGAACCAGCACUACCGGUUAAUGCAUAUUCCCAACUUCUGGAAACUUCUAAAAGGCUCCAGCAAGGAACUUCCUCCCACUCCCAACACAAACCCCAGGGUAUUCACUAAACGUAGGAAGGUAGGGAGGGCCAGCAGUGAUCGUAAGCAUGGUAAGCAUGGUAAGCAUGGUAACCACCGGGACAUGGAACUGGAGAUCAAGGAGCUGGCAUCUGGGCUGGCAUCUGGGAACCCAGAGAUUUCUGUCUUUAUGAAGUAUAAGUUACCCGAGUUCUCUGAGGUCCAGAGAUACGAUGUUGAGAAGAUCCAGUUCGACCCAGUAUUUAGGCAGAUAUUCGACAUGUACGAUAAAAAUGGAGACAAUGUUAUAAACGUGGAGGAGCUGAGGGGGAUUUUAGAAAUAUUGGGCUACUCUCCUUCUCCUGAAGAAGUGAAAACUAUUUUAGACCGGUUUGACCAGGAUAACUCGGGGACGAUUGAUUUUGACGAGUACUUGGUUUUAAUACAACAUUGGAUAGAGCAGGACGAGGAACAGAUAUACGAAGCUUUUAAGGUUUUUGACAGAGACGGAGACGGUUUUGUGUCAGCACAAGAACUGAAAAGGGCUUUAACACAGUACGGUGAGCAGUUUACGGAGGACGAAGCUAACGAGUUCUUCAAUAUGAUGGACACAGAUGGUGACGGGGUAAUCAACUAUGAAGAGUUUGUGGAAUACCUCAGAAGUAUGCAAAAGUACAGCACAGAAUAAAACGCUUGCAGAGUGAACAAGUGCUGACUGAACAGCUCACUUGCAACAACAGUGCUCUCAAACGCUUGCGGAGUGAUUUUGUCAUCGUUUGUCCAAUCAGAUAAUCUUAUCAGCUCAAGUAAAACCGGAUGAAUAUAAAUCGUGUCACAUUCAUCAUAUAAGUGGAUGUAACAGAACGUGUCACAGAGAUUACGGAGAAUGUGUGACAGAACAAGACGAGCCAAUCAAGACGACGAAAAGAGGACAAAACGACCGUCAUAAUUGUCACGUGACAUUGUAACUUGGUCACGUGGUAUUGUAACUUGGUCACGUGACAUUGCUACUUUGUCAAGUGACAUUGUAACUUGGUCACGUGACAUUGCUACUUUGUCAUGUGACAUUGUUACUUUUGUCACGUGGUAUUAUUACUUUUGUCACGUGGUAUUGUUACUCUUGUCACGUGGUAUUGUUACUUUUGUCACGUGAUGCGGAAUGCGGGUAUGUGGAACACUCUGUCAGUGGGUUAAGUGUGUAUAUAAUCAGAUGUUUAUAAGAGAUGGAAACAAUCAUGUCAAGAACGAAGCUCAGUUGCUACGCGUGCUACACGUGCAGUUGUGAUGCUACACGUGCAGUUGUGAUGCUACACGUGCAGUUGUGAUGCUACACGUGCAGUUGUGAUGCUACACGUGCAGUUGUGAUGCUACACAUGCAGUAGUGAUGCUCCACGUGCAGUUGUGAUGCUACACGUGCAGUUGUGAUGCUACACGUGCAGUUGUGAUGCUACACGUACAGUUGUGAUGCUACACGUGCAGUUGUGAUGCUACACGUGCAGUUGUGAUGCUACACGUGCAGUUGUGAUGCUACACGUGCAGUUGUGAUGCUACACGUGCAGUUGUGAUGCUACACGUGCAGUUGUGAUGCUACACGUGCAGUUGUGAUGCUACACGUGCAGUUGUGAUGCUACACGUGCAGUUGUGAUGCUACACAUGCAGUUGUGAUGCUACAAGUGCAGUUGUGAUACUACACGUGAUACUACAUGUGCUGGGGAUUAGUGGAUGUCAUUUUCAGAAGUUCUGGUAUUGGAUGAUCAAAUAUACUCUUGUUGGAAGAGGAUUGAAACUGGUUCAUUCUGAAUUAUAAGAAGUCGUGAUUCCAUGAAAGAAGGCUUCCAGUUGUAUAAUUUUGCAACAUUUUAUACACGAAAGGCACCAAAUUGCUAUGUAACUUUAUUUGACAACCACUUUUAAUAUCAAAUUGUAUGGCAAAUGUAAGUGGUAUUGAACAGCAAUUCUUUUAACAAUUUGAUUUUACA
This is a messenger RNA of Bolinopsis microptera, 2579 nucleotides long. RefSeq names its product calmodulin-like. Lineage: Eukaryota; Metazoa; Ctenophora; Tentaculata; Lobata; Bolinopsidae. The transcript has 7 exons. Gene Ontology annotation, cellular component: myosin II complex. The record is from RefSeq and is a predicted model, not a curated record. Bases 563 to 1288 code for a protein of 241 amino acids. Gene Ontology annotation, molecular function: calcium ion binding.